GCCAUUACUCUGUCCUCAUUCCCAGAUGAAUGGAAAACGGCUAGAGUAAUACCUCUAUACAAAAAUGGCCAACGUAAUGUGGCAGAAAAUUACAGACCAAUUUCUGUCCUGCCAGCCAUUAGCAAAAUUAUGGAAAAAAUUCUGUAUAAUCAACUGUACAGUUACUUAUCCAAAUUUAGACUUUUAAGUGAUAGCCAAUUUGGUUUUCGAAAAUUUCAUUCUACGGCUACUGCAUUAUUAGAUUGUACAAAUGACUGGUAUGUGAAUUUAGACAGAAAAAUGUUUAACCUGGUUGUCCUAAUUGACUUAAAAAAAGCAUUUGAUACAGUCGACCAUCAAAUUUUAUUGAGGAAAUUGGAGCUGUAUGGUAUAAAAGGCCAGGCACUAUCUUUUCUCAAUUCAUAUCUCUCAAAUCGAAGUCAGAAAUGCCAAAUAAAUGGAUUUUUGUCAUCGGAGAAAGUGAUUAGAUGUGGUGUGCCACAAGGCUCUAUUUUAGGGCCAUUAUUCUUUUUAUUGUACAUCAAUGAUUUGCCCCAAUGUCUAUCAAAAACAAAACCUCGGUUAUUUGCUGAUGACACAAACCUGACAGCUUCUGGCGACUCGAUAACUCGUCUUGAAGCUGCAGUGAAUUCUGAUUUAGAAAACCUAAAAAAAUGGCUAAUUGCCAAUAAACUUAGCCUCGAUGUUGCAAAAACUGAAUUUAUGUUAAUUGGCUCAAAACAAAUGAUUAAAAGCGUUUCAAAUUUGCAGCCAAAUGUGGUAAUUGAAAACAAACAGAUUAAACAAGUGCAUGAGUGCAAAACUCUUGGUGUGACAGUCGACCAGCAUUUGUCGUGGAAAAGUAACACUGAAAAUAUUUGCAAGAAAAUAACAUCAGGAAUUUCUGCUCUUAGACGUUUAAAGGAUUUUGUUGACAGACAAACGCUUCUUUCUGUUUAUAAUGCUAUUGUUCGCCCGUACUUCGAUUACUGCUGUGAAGUAUGGGAUGUGUUCGGUGAAACACAAUCAAAACGACUUCAAAAACUCCAAAAUAGAGCUGCUCGAAUUAUCAUGAAUAUGAGCAAUGACACAGAUCAUUCUGUAGCAUUGCAAGCAUUGGGCUGGAAGACACUUAAAGUAGAAAGGAAGAAAGCCAAGGCAAAAAUGAUGUAUAAAUUAUUAAAUAACAUGGGCCCUCAAUCACUCACUAACUUAUUCACUUAUAAAAGUGAGAUGACUAGCUAUAAUCUUCGAAACGUUUCAAGUACUCUUUGUUUACCGCAACCGCGGACUAAUAAUUUGAAAAAAAGUUUUAUGUACGAUGGAUCAUUCCUUUGGAAUUCUAUUCCAAAGGAAAUUAAAGAGAGCAAAUCCCUUUCUUCUUUUCGGACGAAAAUCGCUGCUCACAUUGAUAAUUAAAGCAAAUAUAUGCAUCUGUAAAUACAUUAUUAUCUCAUAUACUUAAUAUAUUUUAUACUAUGUUUUCUAUUUUGCAAAUAGCUUUUAAAUACGUUUCAUAUUUGCUGUAUACUUCUUGUUCACACGCCCCUCGUGGAAAUCAGCUGUGGUUGACGAGGUUAGCGUGGUUAAAUAAAUCUAUCUAUCUAUCUAUCCCCAACCCCCUAGAAGUGUCUCUUGCCUUCAGCGCUGGACAUCUCCACCCCACCCCCCAAUUUUACUACCCUGGCGCCGCCACAGACUGCGUGUAGAACAUGAUAUAACCUAAAUUUGCAAAUCAUCGUUCCAGGACUUGAAGUUUAGGGAUAGCAGAUUUUAAAUUUGGAUACUGGAUAUCACAAGCAUGGUAUCCAUUGGGAUAGUUAACAAACGAAAUUUGCUCUCCACUGUACUCCACAGAGAUUUCUCUGUUGUUUAUUUCAUCACAGUAUUUACCAUUCGCUGUGUCUUUGUUUGGAGACUAAUUUACAUACCGGUAUUACUCUUUCCCAGUGAGUCUGAUUUUUUGGCAAUUGCUAUAAUAUUGACGGUCCAGACAUUUAGUGAACUAUAGAUCAGCGGGCCCUGGAAAUGGUUUGGGGCACCCCAACUUAUAUAAGGGAUUGUUUUGCAUGGAUUGUGUUAUAAACUUGUAAAUCUUUAUUGUUGAUUCUUAGCCUUACUUUCUAUUACUCAAAAUACUUUUAUUUAACAUUGUGUGACUUGUUUGAUCGUAUCAUAACAUGGUGUCAGGAUGAAUGAGGAAAGAAAUAGGCCUGGUCCAUUGAUACUGGAUGCGAAUGCCGCCGAAAAUUGGCGAAAGUUUAUUCGUGAAUUCGAAAUCCAUUUGGUGGCCAACGAGAAAAACAGAAAAUCAGAGAAGUUAAAGGUGAGCUUGUUACUGAAUUUUGCUGGUUCUCAAGCCAUUGAGGAGUAUAGCCACUUUGUGUACGACGAGGGUGAGAGUGCAGAAUGCUACAAGGAUGUAUGCCACAAGUUUAAGGAAUGGUUUGGAGGUGCUAAGAACGUAAUCUAUGAAAGGUUGGUGUUUAAUCGUCGAAAUCAGCAGGAAGGUGAGAGAAUUGAUCAUUUUGUUAGCGACCUUAAAAGACUUGCUUUAACUUGUGACUUUGACUCUCUCAAAGAUUCCCUUAUUAGAGAUCGUAUAGUGGGUGGUGUUUUGUCAGACAAUUUAAGAGGAGAACUACUUAAAAAACCUGACUUUACCCUUCAGCAAGCACAUGAUUAUUGUAGAACGUAUGAAGCAUCAGAGUCGCAGAAGCAUCAAUUUAGUUCUUCACUGGCCGCUGCAGAAAAACCUGUCCUUACACUAAGCAGCCGUGAUAAGGGUACAAAUGAUAGGUCAGAUCCUAAUGGGAGGAAACUAUCAUGUAAAUUUUGUGGUUAUAAGCAUUCAUUCUCUCAUCCAACAAGAUGCCCAGCAUUUAAAAAAAAUGUAGGAACUGUGACAAGCUAGGGCAUUUUGCAAGAAUGUGCCCAGAAAAAAAUGCAAGAAGAGACAAAAAACUAAAUUCAGUUCAACAAGAGGACCUCCCUGAUAAUAGUGAGCACGAACAAUCUAACUUGGUGCAUACAUAUUUUAAUUCAGUUGAAAUAGCCUCACUCUCGAAGGAUAACAAAAAAGAUAAGGCUAUGGUUUCGUUAAAAGUUGCUGGUAAAUAUCUAAAAAUGAAGGCUGAUACUGGGGCUGAGGCGACUGUCAUCCCAUUUAAGCUCCAUAAGGAACUACCAAAAAACCAUUGCAGAAAAUUCAUCAGCCAUUGA
Paramuricea clavata is the source of this 3201-nucleotide messenger RNA. NCBI's taxonomy places the organism in Eukaryota, Metazoa, Cnidaria, Anthozoa, Malacalcyonacea, Plexauridae. The record is from the annotation of a GenBank genome assembly.